CAGAAAAAUCACAGGAAAGGAACACAGAUUUUAAAUAAACAUUUUGUAAUGGUGCUUUGGACAAAUAAACAACUGAUUAGCAAUAAUAUGCAUCUUUAAGUGUAGCUCAUUGUAACUGAAUCAAAGUGAAGUGUUAACAGUUUGGUUUUUCGUUCGUUUUUUGAUAUUUUAAAAUUGGUGUAAACGCAGUGACACACUCAUCGCAGCAAAUAAUUUUUUGUAGAGAAAAUUUGAAUUAUUGAAAACCAGUUGAUUGAAAACAAACCGAAAAUAUGUAUAAAACGAUCCGUCAUGGCGAAAACAGUUUACAAUAUACAAUUUUGCCGCAGCAUGACGAUUACAAGGGGGCGGAUGGGAAGCAACGACCUGCUAAAACUGGUCGUAAGAAAAAAUCACUGGUGGCAUGCAUAGGCAUGUUUUUCGUUUGUUCGAUAAUUGUUGGUGCUAUUCUCGUGCCGCUAAUGAUUUCCGUUGAAUUUAUGUCAAGUCCAUCGGCAUGGUUUUACAAGGCGCAUAAUAAGACUAGCACCAGUGGUAGUAACAUUAAACCGCUGAAAGUAAAUAAGACAGAAAAGUUCAAAGUGGAUAUAGACAGCAAUGAGAUACUUUCAUUCAACCAGCAAAAUAAGCAACAAGUCUAUUCAACGAAAUACAGUACAACAGUUACAUAUCUUCCGAAGUCUACAGAGUUAGAUUCGAGUACAAUUGUUCAAAAUAGGGCAAAUGGCUUGCCCCAGUCGAUUAAGACUACCCCAAGUACAACAACAACAACAACAACAACGGCAAAAUCAACAAUAACAUCAACAUCAACCGUAGCUGCAGUAACACCUACUACAAGUACAACCACCGAACAACCAUUGCGUCAGACAACAUCAACCGUUCAACCGGCAAUUGUUCUCACAACAACUUCCACUUCAAUGCCAACAGCACUGAAAUCACCACCACCAUCUGCGUCUCUCAUUGAAAACCUGACCAAACCGUUUGCUAAACCGAUUAUUUCCAUUCAACCAGAAUUCAACGACAAAACACCAACAAACACCGUAGACAUUGUGGAAAAACACAAAACACCCAGGAACUGGAUCAAAUCACAUUGGCCCAUCGUAGAUCCAUCCACGUAUUUCUCAUGGUCCGCAUAUGAAUCCGGAGACAAUAUAUUGUUUCCGGCAAUAUUGUGUUCUGCAUUCGUGACUGUUGUCGUUGUGAUACUUUUAUGUUUCGUCGUGGGAAAGCGGAACUGUUUACCUUGCUCGAAAAAACGACAAGAUUUUAUGGCUGUUGAAGCAGAAAAUGGAGACAGUGCCGUACUCCUGACAAAUGAUUGCCCAUCUGAAGACGAGUAAAUUGAAUAUACAAGGCGAUAUAUAAACAUUUGAAAAGAAAAAAAAAUCUUUCUCUAAUUUAACUUUUCACUAAAAAGUAGAUUUCUGAAGAACUUACACCACCGCAUUAUUCGCAUAAAUAAUUACGUUCCUUAAUCGUUAAAAUGUUUUUUUUUUUUUUUCUUACUUUUGUAUUUAAACAUUGGUAGUAGUGACAGUGUCUAUAACCGAAUUCUAUUUUUUGUGUAAAUUUUUACAGUGAGUAAUAUCGUAAUUCGAGCGCGCAUUGAGAAGUUGGAAUAUUACCCACGGCCCAUCAGGGCUGAAAUACUGAAAUCCCAGAAAAUUACCGAAAUUUACCGAUAACUUACCGAUAUUGUUUGUCGGAAAAGUUCGGCGAAUUUCGGUUAUUUCAAUUAUUUCAGCAAGUAAAUUCUUAAAAAUAGGCCCAGUUCCAUAGCUUAAAAGUUGUUAGAAAGCAUUGGCUGAAUACUAGGACUUUGAAAUAAGUGAUGAUACACGCAUACGAGCCCGCGUAGAGAGAGACAACUGUAACAUACACAUCAAAAAAGUGUACAAUUUAUUGAUGGAAGUGUGGAUAUGUUGGAACUUAAAAAAAAACAAUCGAACACAUGAAUUUCUUGCUAACAAAAUUGAGUUGAUUGUAUGAGUGGAUCUGGUGAAAAUCAGCUGAAAGAAAAUGCAUCACUCAUUUAAAAGUCGACAACUCGAAAAUAUCUGGAAGAAUAGGCAACGGUGAAUUUUGAACCUCCCAUGAAGUUCGUGUAUUAUUUCAAGACAAAAAUUAUGUGUAGAUUGAAGAAAAAUGUCAGAUUUUCUCACUCAAAAACCUUUUUCAAUAAUACUAUUGUCCACUAUUGUCUAGUUUGAAUUUAUUGACCAACUGUCAUUUAUUGACUAACUGUCAUUUAUUGACCAACUGUCAUUUAUUGAUCAACUGUCAUUUAUUGACCAACUGUCAUUUAUUGACCAACUGUCAUUUAUUGACCAACUGUCAUUUAUUGACCAACUGUCAUUUAUUGACCAACUGUCAUUUAUUGACCAACUGUCAUUUAUUGACCAACUGUCAUUUAUUGACCAACUGUCAUUUAUUGACCAACUGUCAUUUAUUGACCAACUGUCAUUUAUUGACCAACUGUCAUUUAUUGACCAACUGUCAUUUAUUGACCAAUUGUCAUUUAUUGACCAACUGUCAUUUAUUGACCAACUGUCAUUUAUUGACCAACUGUCAUUUAUUGACCAAUUGUCAUUAAUUGACCAACUGUCAUAUAUUGAUCAACUGUCAUUUCUUGACCAAUUGUCAUAUAUUGAUCAACUGUCAUUUAUUGGCAAAACUGUCAUAUGACAGCCUGUCAUAUAUUGAUAAACUGUCAUUUAUUGACCAACAAUGUUAUUUUAUUGACCUAUUGUCAUUCAUUGACCUACUGCCAUUCAUUAACAUACUGUCACUUAUGGACCUACUGUCAUUGUUCUACCGUUAUUUCUACGUCCAACGACAAUCGAGCAUAAUAUUGACUCGGUCGCUAUUAUCUGCAGAGAUCAGAAGAGUAUGUUGUUCGUAGACUCAGCACAAAUUUUAGAUUUAGACCACAGUGGUCGACUGACAAGAACAAAGCGUAGUAUUCAGCCAAUUUGUUUUGACAACAACUACUUAAAGAAAGGAAACCAUUGACUGGAUUUAAGACUUUGCGGACUUUGCUCACUGUAAUCACACAUACACAAAAAAGAAGAUAUUUUAAGUUCUCAAUUGAAGAGUUAUGGAAUUUUAAGUUUAAAUAAGUAAUUAAGAUGAAAAAAAACUGUGAUUGGUAGAAUUUCAGAUAAAAAAAGAAAAAAAGUUUCCAAUGCUAGAGAGAAGUAUUUUAAUUUAUUAUUUUUACACCUUAGAUAUUAGAAAGACAAUUGAAAUAAUAUGCUUCUUAAAAUUGAUGAUAAAUUUAACCUUAAAAAAACAUAUUUCAUGUCGUGUGCAAUAUGAAAUUUAUAGAAUAUCUUCGUAGAAUAAAAAGAAAAACUAAUAUUUUUUAAUAAAACUACUGAAUCAAUAUGAAAAAUAUAUUUUCGAUAUAAUUUAAGUCUAUUGAAUGUAGUUGAAAUAUAAUUCUAAAAAUUUUCCGUUUAUUUUUGUAAUCUAAUUUCGGCUAAUUAGAGAAAUUAAGAAAUUUGAAGAAACCUAUCAGUAUAAUUCGCUUUAAUAAAAUUAGUUUUGCUCAAUCACGACAUACCGGUAAGCAUAUUUACCAAAAACAAUUAACAAAACAUUUCGUUAAAAGUAAAAUUUAUCUGACAUUUAUAAUACCAAAAACGAAUUCGCCCUCACUAUAAAAUGUAAUAAGUUAAUAAACAACAGAAAUGGUGGGUUUGAAGUGUUCCACAUAUAUAGGUAAUUUCUGUUGGGCUGAUUAAUUUGAAACUUUUCCGUUGAAGCAACAAGUGGCCAGAGGACUUUUCAUUAUCUAAAACUCUCGUCUAUUGAUACCAGUGGAAUUUUAUUCUUUUACUGAUUUAAAUUGAUGAUGACGCCAUAUUUCCAAAAAAAAAUUGAGAGAAAUGAUUAAAAGUUGUAAAAGUAGUGAAGUAAUUGGUAUCAGAGCCUAUUAUUGAUAAAUUCAUUUACCGAAUUUCCAGAAAUUAUGUAAAAUUUUUGGUAACUUUCAGUAAACUUUGUUAAUCUUUGGUAAGUUCGGUUAACAAAUUUACCAAUAAUUGGCCCUCUGGUAUCCAGUGGUGUUUUCGAUUAGCUCACGUCUAACUAUUUUUAACCCGUUUGGGUUUGAUGUGAUUCCCCCCUUUUGCACUCUUUCGUUUCCGAGGCCGAAACAGCUACUGGCGAAUUAUCUAUUUGUUCUAAUGACUAUACAAGAGCUUUAAUCGAUCGAAUUGUGCUCGAAAAUGUUGCGUAGAUACAGUAAUCUUUAUGAAAUCGCAAGCGCGUCGUCAUAUAUAACAAUUUCCACAAAAUCUUUUACUUCAUUUGUCUUAACAUUAUCAUAAUGGUAAUUUUACUAUAUUCGUCAGAGCUAAUCGUUUAAUUUUAUUGACAACAUAUGACUCACUGGAAUUCGACACAAUUUGUUUCAACUGGAAAGAUAAUAAAAGUGAAAUUAAAAUUAAAAUCUUGGCACUUUUACGUUUUUUUUUUAAUGUGGAACACACAAGAGGAGGAAUGGCUGAAUAUAAUUAGUUCUUAGUUCACAAAACUAUUGAAACCCACAUGUAUCCACUUCCAAACAAUUAAUAAAAUAUUUAAAAAUAAAAAUGAAGAAGAAAUCCUUAUAAUCCACCAAUGUAGCCCAAAACACUUGCAAUUGCCGUAAAAAUCUAUUUAUUCAAACUGAAAGCUUUAAGCGACACCGCUACACAGUAUAUGAUUUGAAAGCCAUUUUUGAUAAUAAAAACAUCAGACAGAUAUAUAUAAUAUUACGAUGGCUAUUAUGUAAAACAAUCAAAAAAUCUUUCAAGCUGAAAACGCUGAAUAAAAUGGAAAUCAGAGGGAAACGAUUCCACUAUUUGUUGAAAUUAACUAUCAAAAUAUUGAAAACAUACGAGAGCAUACAGUUCGUAACUGAACAUUUAAACAAAAAAAAAACAUUUAAAAAUUCAUGUUAUAUACGCAGAACCAAUAAAAAAAACACUGCUGACUGGCCUAUUUUAUUAGUUGUGUCUGAACGGAGGUCGGUCAACAGAUAGACUUUACUUGAUGUUGAACAUAAACUAAUUAUUGAGAAAAUAAAAAUUUAUUGUAAACAGAACACGUAAACUGUUGUGUGUUGGUAUAUUGAUGUACUGCAUGAUGAAAUUAGUUAGAAAGAAUUUAAAACUUUGAAUUGUAAACCAAAUAUCAACAAAAAGAAAAACCAAAAGUUAUGGAAAACUUAAACUAAUAGAGAAAAGACAUAAAAAUAUUUAGAAAAAAAAGUAAAAACAUAAAGGCGAUUACACACUUUAAAAACGAUAAUAUAUUAUAAAUGUCUGAUGUGUCACCCAAGUUAUACCAUAAUUAUACCAACUUAUUUUAACUUUUUUUUUUAUUCAUAUAAAUUUAGUUAAAAAGAAUUUUUUUUUUUUAAAUCCUCAAACAAUCAAAAGAUUUAGACGAUCAUUAAGAUAGGAUGCUGACACUGCUAAAUCAAAUUAGGGAUAGAAGUUUUCACGUUUUCACGAGUUAUAGUUAAUCGUCGUGAAACAUUAAUGUAAUUUGAUACAUCCCGACCCGACCAGCAACACGGAAAUGCCCAAAUCUUUUCGCACAAAGUUAUUCUAAGUUAAAAUUUGGUCUAAAAACAGGCCCGCAAUGGCCAUAUGGACUAAUUUGGCAAAUCCCGAUGCGCUCUGCCUUUUUUACUUAAAAUUCAUGUAUUCCUCUUCCGAGUAAAAUUGGCUCUCUCUACUGAGUUUAAGGAUCCCCUAAACAGAAUGCCCGACGCGCCUUCUGGUAGCCAGUCUGGGUCUGUCUAAAAUUCAAACUUAAAAAUUUAAUUUUACACGAAAUAGAGACCCGUUAAAUAUUUUCUCAACGACCCCAUGCGAAAGUUGACUAUUACGUGGUAAUUUGCCCCCUUCGAAAAUGAUACAUUCCAUGAAUAAUAUUUUCGGUUCAUUUUACGAGAAUUCAUUUGGGAUUCAUUAAGUUGGUUCAUACUAAAAAAAAUACUUUGACAGCUUUAUAAGUUGUAAAAGUCGUCGAUAGUCAAUUUAGUGUUUCCAGUCAAUGAUAUUUUGGCGCAAAAUUUGUAUACGUCUCAGCGAAUUCAAAUUUUCUGCUAAAAUAGACUGUGAAGCCCUUAAUUGACUGAGAACAUCGAUGACUUUUAAAACUCUGAUAUAUCUGAAAUUGUGUUUUUGGAGAUGAACACAUUGUAGGGAGGGAGUACAAUUGCUAAAAGUUUCCAAUGUGCAGACUGAGCACCAGCUGGUGUACAAACAAAAACACUUUGUAUUGUAAACAAUUCAAAGACAACCAACACACAGUGUAUUUCGACGUUAACGCGCGCACAUACCACGUAUGAAUGAAGUAAAAACAUGUUAAGAAUGUGUUUUGAUUGUUUAUCAUAAAAUAAGUGUGUUCAGCUGGUGCUCAUUCUGCACAUAGUACACUUUUAACAAUUGUAAGUUGAUAUACUUUGUAUGGAAAAGUUACUUCUUGUUUUCAAGUUCUACGUUAACUUAGAUAAAUUAGAUGCUGCUGCUUAGAUGCUACUACGUAAUUCAUCAGCUUGUGAUGAUACUUAUAAAGUCGUUCGUGUGUUUUUGAGCAAUUUGAUUCGGUAACAAUUUAUCGACAAGGGUAGAGCUGGUAUAUUCAAGCCGAAGGCGGCAAAAAGACACUUACCGUUACUGUUUCGAUAUUCCGAUUUUAGUGGCAUCAAGUUAGAAUAAUUCUUUACGCCGAUUAAAAAUACCUUGUGAAAACUUCUAUCCCUUUUAUUUAGAUCACAAAAGCAUCGAAAUCUUUCGUUUAAAAACAAAAUCGUUUAAAAAUCAUCAAAAUUCACAACAAUUUCGACAAUAUUUUUCAGCAAAAUAUACAAGUUGCACCUUAACAUGAUCCCAGCUUUUCAAAGUUAAAAA
Bradysia coprophila is the source of this 6911-nucleotide messenger RNA. RefSeq lists its product as uncharacterized. The record is from RefSeq and is a predicted model, not a curated record. NCBI's taxonomy places the organism in Eukaryota, Metazoa, Arthropoda, Insecta, Diptera, Sciaridae.